CAAUCUCCCUUUGCACGAUCAAACACCCCACCACCUCUUGGUUCCCAUCUCCGACUCCUCUCCCUCCGUACCACUCCUCCCUUAGCGGCCAGUAGCACCCGAGCUCCCAAACUGAUAGGACAGCCGAGAGAGACGCAAGCCGAGAGCGACGCCGACUCGAACGCACACCGCUCCUCCGUAGGUCGUUGCCUCUGUUCGUCGAGAACAGUAGCUCCAAAUCGUCCAUUGCUUCGACGGCGAGGUUGCAGGGAGCUCAAACGACGAUCAACGGCGAAAGAAUCGACG
Linum tenue is the source of this 285-nucleotide messenger RNA. NCBI's taxonomy places the organism in Eukaryota, Viridiplantae, Streptophyta, Magnoliopsida, Malpighiales, Linaceae. The record is from the annotation of a GenBank genome assembly.